AUGGUAAGCUAUUUGAUUUUCUACUCUUCUGCCCCUUCAUUUUCUGAGAUAGGAGAACUGAAGCCCGGCCAAAAGGAAGAUCUGGAAUUGACAUUAUUUGACUUGGCCGCUGUUGUUUGUGCAACCAAAAACUUUUCAAACAACAAUAAACUUGGAGAAGGUGGUUUCGGAUCAGUCUUUAAGGGUACAUUAAAAGAUGGACAAGAAAUAGAUGUGAAAAGGCUCUCAAAACAUUCUAGACAAGAACUCAAUGAGUUGAAGAAUGAGGCAUGGAUGCUAUACACAGAAGGCAGGUCCAUUGAAGUGCUUGAUGCAUCAGUAGGGGACUCCAGUGAUCCACAUGAAGUUGUGAGAUCAAUUCAUGUAGGUCUUUUAAGUGUGCAGCAUAACCUGGCAGAUAGACCGAGCAUGCCAGCUGCAGUUGUAAUGCUGAGUGGUGAAGGGUCAUUGCCUCAACCUCAAAAACCUGGUUUUUAUAGUGAAUGGGAUCUCAAUCAACUCGAAGUCGAUCCUUCGUCUUAA
Prunus armeniaca (apricot) is the source of this 522-nucleotide messenger RNA. NCBI's taxonomy places the organism in Eukaryota, Viridiplantae, Streptophyta, Magnoliopsida, Rosales, Rosaceae. The record is from the annotation of a GenBank genome assembly.